This is a messenger RNA of Acanthosepion pharaonis, 1875 nucleotides long. Lineage: Eukaryota; Metazoa; Mollusca; Cephalopoda; Sepiida; Sepiidae. The record is from the annotation of a GenBank genome assembly.
AUGCAUGAUCUUGGUUUUUAUAUCCAGGAAAAUCUUCCAGUUACAAGGAAAUUUUCACUUGAGUCCACAGAUUAUUCUUUCAUUUUCUUUCGAAUUUCUUUAUUGCACUUUGUUAGCUAUUAUCUUUUUCCUUUAGCUUUCUCCUUCCGCUUAAAACUGUUAUUUAUUAGACAAACUCUCUCUCUCUCUCUCUCUCUCUCUCUCUCUCUCUCUCUCUCUCAAAAUUUUUUUUCCUUUUCUUUAAUUUUUCACUUUUUCUUUUUUAAUUGUCCGGCUUUCCUUCUUCCAUUCGUUAUUUUAUAUUUUUUUCUUCCGGUUGUUCAUUUAUUUCCGCAUUCUUUCUUUUGUUUUUCUUUUUGUAUUUUCCUAUUUAUUUCUUUUUCAACUCUUUUCUUCUUUUUUUUUAUUUUUAAUUCUCUUUCCUUUAUUUCUUUUUCUUUCAUCAUUUUUCACUGUCUCUAUUUCCUUUUUUACUUCUCUUUGUAUCCUUCAUUCGCUUCUUUAUUUCUUUUUCUUCUAUUUCUUUCUUUACUUCUUUUUUAUCUUUAUUUUUUCCUCCUCUUUUUUAUUUUUACUACUCUUAAAAUAAUCAUUGUCUAUUUAAUUGCUUUCUUUUUCGUCAUUUUCAAAAUCAUUGUCUUUUUAAUUGUUUUCUUUUUCGUCAUUUUCAGAAACAUUGUCUUUUUAAUUGCUUUCUUUUUCGUCAUUUUCAGAAUCAUUGUCUAUUUAAUUGCUUUCUUUUUCGUCAUUUUCAAAAUCAUUGUCUUUUUAAUUGUUUUCUUUUUCGUCAUUUUCAGAAACAUUGUCUUUUUAAUUGCUUUCUUUUUCGUCAUUUUCAGAAUCAUUGUCUUUUUAAUUGCUUUCUUUUUCGUCAUUUUCAAAAUCAUUGUCUUUUUAAUUGCUUUCUUUUUCGUCAUUUUCAGAAUCAUUGUCUUUUUAAUUGCUUUCUUUUUCGUCAUUUUCAGAAUCAUUGUCUUUUUAAUUGCUUUCUUUUUCGUCAUUUUCAAAAUCAUUAGAAUAAAAUGUUUAUACGUUCUUUAUUUCUUUCCUUCUCUUUGCAUAUUUCUUCGCUAUGUUUCUUUUCUUUUUUUCUUUCUUUCUUCUUUUUUCCGUGUUUUCUUUUUACGUCUUCUUUUUAUUUAUUUUUUUGUAUUUUUUCUCUUAAUAUUAUUCUAUUCUGAUCUUUGUUUCUUUAUUUCCACCUGUUUAUUUAUUUUUCUUCUUUUUUAUUUCUCUUUCCUCUCUUUAUGUAUUUCUCUACUUUUUAUUUUUCUUUACAUACUUUCUUUCUUUUAUCUUCUAUUUGCCUUUGUUUUCUUCACUUUCUUUUACUCUCUACUUUUCAAACCUCUUCAUUAUUAUCUUUGUAACUUGCCGCAGCAGUAUUGUGUUGACAAACUAAAUUACUGUCUAUAUAAUCACCAACUUCUUUUUCUUUAUUAUUCUUUUCUUUCUUUCCUUUCAUUUUCAUUUCUUAUCUUUCUUUUUCUAUCGUUUUCUUCUUUCGCUUCUUUUUCUUCUUCUUUCGUUUACUCAUCGAUUCUCAUGGAAUCACCAACUUCCUUUUCUUUCUUAUUUAAUAUUUACUCUUUUUUAUUCUUCCUAGCAUUUUUACUUGUUUCAUCCCUUCCUAAUUACUUUUUGUACCUUUCUUUCUUUCUUUCUUUCUUUUUUUCUUUCUUUCUUUCUUUACUUAAUGCUUUUCUUAUAUACUUCUUUCUUUCUUUCUUUCUUUAUUUAUUUAUUUCAUUCUUUCUUUCUUUCGUUCUUUCUUUCUUUCUUUAUUCCCUGUUACUUUACUUAAUGUUUUUCUUAUAUUUUUCUUUCUUCCUUUCUUUCUUUCUUUCUUUCUUUCUUUCUUUUUUCUUUACUUAA